Pyrenophora tritici-repentis Pt-1C-BFP is the source of this 1494-nucleotide messenger RNA. Its product is annotated as GlcD, FAD-FMN-containing dehydrogenase. Gene Ontology annotation, cellular component: membrane; cytoplasm. Gene Ontology annotation, biological process: steroid metabolic process. Gene Ontology annotation, molecular function: Delta24(24-1) sterol reductase activity; FAD binding. Lineage: Eukaryota; Fungi; Ascomycota; Dothideomycetes; Pleosporales; Pleosporaceae. The record is from RefSeq and is a predicted model, not a curated record.
AUGGACCGUCAUCAGCGCGUCGUUGCGCAAGUCGCGUCCAAAGUCAAGGAUUACUUCGCGCGCAAGGAGCCCUUCCGGAUAUCUCAUGGCUCAACAAACAGUACGCGUCCAAAUUUAAAGAAGCAUGUCGUUGAUAUCAGUGCUCUUCGGAAUGUCAUCAGUGUCGACACGCAUACUAAGUCGGCACUCGUUGAACCAAACGUUCCCAUGGAUCGGCUUGUCGAAGCAACGCUGCCACAUGGCCUUGUGCCGCCGGUCGUAAUGGAGUUUCCUGGCAUUACAGUAGGCGGAGGCUAUGCAGGGACGGCAGGAGAAAGUAGUAGCUUCAAAUUCGGCUUCUUUGACCGCACAAUAAACGAAGUUGAGAUGGUCAUGGCAGAUGGCAAGAUUGUCAGAGCUAGUGAGAAGGAGAACCAGGACUUGUUUCAGGGUGCUGCUGGCGCAGUCGGCACCCUAGGUGUUACGACACUCGUUGAUUUGAAGCUUAUUGAGGCGAAGAAGUACGUCAAGACCACGUACUAUCCAACUCGAAGCGUGGCGCAAGCUGUCAAAGAAGUCAAGGACCAAACAGAGGGCGAGAGGGGACAUAAGAAUGAUUACGUGGAUGGGGUUCUAUUCAGCAAAGAGCAUGGGGCUAUUGUGACAGGCGAGAUGACAAACGAAAUACCACCGGGCAUCAAGCCGCAAACGUUCAGCAACCCCUGGGAUCCAUGGUUUUACCUACAUGUCGAAGCGGCUACACGCUCUUCGACCGAGCCCGUCGUUGAGUACAUCCCACUCGCUGAGUAUAUGUUCCGUUAUGACCGCGGUGGCUUCUGGGUCGGCCGUUCGGCAUUCAGCUACAUGAGCUUCCCUUUCAACAAGUUCACAAGAUGGUUCUUAGACGACUUUCUUCACACACGGAUGCUUUAUCGCGCUCUACACGCUUCUGGAAUAGCAACACGCUACAUUGUACAAGACAUGGCACUGCCUUACCCCAACGCGGAGAAGUUUAUCGACUACACUGACAAAACUUUCAACAUUUGGCCGCUCUGGUUGUGCCCGUUGAAGCAAAGUCCGCAACCUACCAUGCAUCCACAUACCAAGGGCUCCUUGACAGCCUCUCAAAUGCUCAAUAUCGGUCUCUGGGGCUUCGGCCCUAAAGAUCCCGUCGCAUAUCUACAGAAGAAUCGCGCGCUCGAGAAAACACUGGGAGAGAUGGGAGGCAUGAAGUGGCUCUAUGCACAAACAUACUACAGCAAAGAUGACUUCUGGGCGCAGUUUGAUCGCAACUGGCACCAGGGACUAAGGAAGAAGUACAAUGCGGAGAUGCUUCCUGAAGUUUAUGACAAGGUGCAUGUUGAUGUGGAGAAGUAUACGAAGAUGGCAGAAAAGGAUAUGGGUUUGCGACUAAGAGGAAUAUGGCCACUAGGUGGAUUUUGGGGAAUUUGGAAAUCCAUACAAAGCAAGGACUACAUGAUUGCCAGGAACUCUACCUGGAGAUCCAAAAGCUAA